This is a messenger RNA of Loa loa (African eye worm), 603 nucleotides long. RefSeq lists its product as hypothetical. The record is from RefSeq and is a predicted model, not a curated record. The coding region runs from base 1 to 603 and encodes 200 amino acids. Lineage: Eukaryota; Metazoa; Nematoda; Chromadorea; Rhabditida; Onchocercidae. The transcript is spliced from 4 exons.
AUGUCGUUCAUUUCUGAUAUCAAUAACACUGGAUUGCUGUGUCAACAUGCGGCAUGGAAUGCUGUAGUUGUGCAUGAUCCAGUAAAUGCAUCGUCGAAGUGUGGGUUCCUUUAUUCUGUUGCAUUGCUUUCUGGUUUUAUAGGCCAUAAGCAAAGAGCACCCACUGAUAGCAGAAAAAUCAGAAAGCUUUUAAUGACACAAAGGAUAGAGAACCAGAAUGAGCUGUUAGCUUGUGGUUUCAUACACGUUUUCAAUGGACAACAAAUUAGCUACAAGAAGCAAAGGACGACAAAUCAUCAGAGUUAUGAACCCAGUUGUCGUAGAUUGGAGAUUGUUGGCAUUGCAUGGGACUGUAAUCAUAGCACUUCUAAGGCGGGCAAUCGUCGAAUUGUCUUGAUCGGAAUUUAUGUUCAUGACUCUUCAGAAAAGACAAAAGCCGAUAGUACCGUGCUUAGCGCUGCGGCAGAUUUUAGGAUUGUUCAGUCAUUUACGCAUGUUUUCCGAAGUUUUGAAUUUUUUGCAUGGAGUGGACGAAGCGUCUUUAUGCUCUGGCUCUCGAUCGUUGCGAUCAUUUCUCUUUCUGUAACAGACACUCAUGUGUAA